AGGUGAAGAGAUCAACGCGGAUCCUGUCAAAACAAGCGUACCGUGGAAGCGUGGAGGCACGGGAGGAGGAUGGGUGACCGACAUCGAAGCAAUUCACGGAAAACGAGCGAAGGGUGCAGCUGGGUCGGUAGGUACGCGUAGGUAGGGCAGAGAGCGGCGCGGGUAGGGCCUGUCGUGCACGCGCUGGGCUUUGUGGUGGUUGAUAUCGACCCGCGGUAGAGGGUCGGAGCUGUCGAGGGUCGCAUGGCGCAAGCCUGGACGGGAACGAGGACGAGGAGGUGAACGGAGGCGGCUGAGGCGAGGAGACGGAUGGAGAGAGUGGCUCCGCUUCCCUCCGAGGAGUGAAGAGAGAUCGCCGGCAGUAGUAACCCGGCCAGUACCCCGCGCGCGGGUGCAGCUGCAUCCGAAAUCCCGUGUGUGUGAGAGUGCGUGAGAGUGCCCAGUCGGCGUGUGUGAUCCCGGUCGAGAUCACCAGGGAAAAACGAUCCACGAGGGCGGAGAGAGUGCGGGCCUGACAGGGCUGAUAGGAUCAUCCGGAGUAAGCAUCCGUGCUAACAGGGUGUGCAAGGCCAACCGCGACGAGGGUGAGACCGCUACCUUGGUCUUGGGUGUCACUCGGUGCGGUGAUCGGGUAGACGCUCACCACGGGCAACUGGAGCUCGCGGAGUGCCCGACGCGAUGUCGCGACGACGGGGUCGUAGCUGAGUUCACGUGGGUGGAAGACGCGAGGCGGACGGAGGAGUCGGUACCAUGCCAAGACUGUGAGAGGGAACGCACAUCGAAUACCGCCAUGUCACGAAGAUUAGAAACCUCGAACGAGGAUUCGUACCUGAACGCUGGCAGGCCAUCGAACCUCCUGCGGACGAGCUUCAGCAGCGCCAAGCUAGAGUCCCUCUAUCGCGCCUCGUCCUUGCAGCAGAGACGCGGCGGCCUCGAGUGCUUUCUGCUUUCGGCCCUCCUCUAUGGAGCGCACACGAUCGCCUCGCCUGGCCAGGAGCUGGCCGCUCGCGGUAUCACUGCCGUCUUCUUGGGAUUGAACCUCGGACUGCUCGCCUGGGCCGAGCACAACCCCAGAGCCAAGGACGUGCUCUGGUCGGUGGUGUCUUACGUGGCUUGGCACCUCUCGAUCGGCCAGUUACUCGCUCAGCUGCUCCUCAAGUCUACCGAGGUCACGCCUAGGGACGGACUAGGAUGGUUGUUGCUCCUGCUCUACCUGCAGCUCGCCACCCUGCCCCUCAGGCUCCUGCAAUGCACACAGCUCGCGAGCGCCACUGUGCUCGUGUAUAUCGUCGCGGUGAACUCGGUGCUUGGACACUCCAAGGCAACGGAAAAGAUACCCUUGGAUGUUUUGGUCCUGACGAUAACACUUUCGAUAGGCGCGAUUCUCCUGGGCGGCUUCAGCUACUCUUUGACGGAAUUCCAGCAACGUCGAGCCUUCCUGGAGACCAGACAGAGCUUGGAGGUCCAGUUGGUGAUCGAGGAGCAAAGCGCUGAGCAGGAAAGGCUCCUGCUCAGCGUUCUGCCCGAGCACGUCGCUGUUAAAAUGCGACAGGACUUGGGGGCCUCUUUGGACACGCAGUUCAAGAAGAUCUACAUGUCCAGGCACGAGAACGUCUCGAUUCUCUACGCUGACAUCGUCGGUUUCACGGCCAUUUCCUCUACGUACAGCGCCAGCGAACUCGUAAAGAUACUCAACGAGCUCUUCGCACGGUUCGAUCAGCUUAGCGAGAGAUACGAGCAGCUGCGAAUCAAGAUCCUGGGUGACUGUUACUACUGCAUAAGUGGAGCACCUGUAGAAAGGUCAGACCACGCUGUCCUGUGUGUCUACAUGGGCCUGUCCAUGGUGGACGCCAUCAAGUACGUCCAACAGACGACAAAGAGUCCAGUAGACAUGAGGGUGGGCAUACACACGGGCGCAGUGUUGGCAGGCGUGCUUGGUCAAAGACAGUGGCAAUUCGAUGUUUACAGCAAGGACGUCGAGCUCGCUAACAAAAUGGAGAGCAGUGGAAUGGCAGGGAGGGUGCACAUCUCGAACGCGACUCUGAGCUUUCUCAACGGGGAAUUCGAGGUCGAGCCAGCCCACGGCGAGGAUCGGGAGGAGGCGUUGCAAAAGGCAGGGAUCGUCACCUACUUCAUCGUCAGAGCUUUGAAGCCCUUCAAACCCGCGGUCACGAAGAGCCUCGCCUCUUUGACGGACGCUGAGACCUCGAGGACGACGAUGCAGAACGCUGGGGACGGACGCAACAACAAGGAGGACUCCGAGGAGUUCAGGCAGAGACUGAAGAACGAGCUCGACAGCAAAGGUGGUGGAGCUGACCUGAAGGGCCACGCACAUUGGUUGACACUGAGAUUCAAGGACGCGAAAGUGGAAUCAGCGUUUCACCACGCCGAGGAAGCCUUUUCACCCUUGUCCCUCGUCGGUGGACCGUUGGUGAUGGUCUGCGCCGCCCCAGUUUGGAGGUUUCAGCCGUGGGGACCAUUCACGUGGGGUGGCUUGGGGGUGGUUAUCUUGUUUGCGAUCGUUUUGGCAGGUGCCACCUGUUUGGGUAGCGCUGUCAAGGCCAUGUGGCUCAGGAGAGCCCUAGCAAUGAUGAUGACGUUCUCCCUAGGCUAUUUCCUGCUUCUCGAUAUGAGUAAUUGCGUCGUCAUCGAAGAACCGAUCCCAGCAUUCAACGCCACAAUAACUCUGUCGACGAGGUGUCCGUAUCCCUCCUAUUACUCGUACAUCGGUGUCCUCACGCUGGUGGCGAUCUCGAUGCCCACCUACGUGUGUUACCUUGGCAAGGCAUAUCUAAUGUACGGAAUUGCUGGUACCCAGUGUUUCAUCAAUAUCUGGCUACUAGGAAGGCGGCUGGAUUGGGAGGACUACGCCUCGUCGCCCCUCGAUCCUGCCCCCUUUCCAUCGAAAUACUGUUUAUCUGUCACGCUGCUCAUCGUCGCCACCUCUUUGGUCAUCGUGGCCAGAUACGCGGAAAAGGCGAGGCGGAUGCUGUACCUUCGUGGUCGCGAGGUUGUCGCGCAAAGGGAAAGGGCGGCGGACAUGAAGCGUAGAAACGGAGCACUGAUAUACAACAUCCUGCCUCCACACGUGGCCGCCUAUUUCCUGUCCAGAGCAAGACACCACGACGACCUGUAUAGUCAGAGCUACGCGGAGGUGGGCGUUCUGUUCGCCAGUAUGCCCAACUUCGCAGACUUCUACAGCGAGGAGAGCAUCAACAAUCAGGGUCUCGAGUGUCUCAGGUUUCUGAACGAAGUUAUCUCUGACUUCGACGCGAUACUCGAUCAAAACAAAUUCAAAGAUAUUAUCAAGAUAAAGACGAUAGGCUCGACCUACAUGGCAGCAUCCGGAAUAAUGGAGUCCGACGACCCAGAGGACGCACCGCGAUGGUGUCACCUAUCGAACCUGGUCGAGUUCGCGUUGGAAUUGAAGAAGGCUUUGUCCAGCAUCAACGAGCAGAGCUUCAAUCAUUUCGUCCUGAAGAUGGGUAUCAAUCACGGCCCAGUCACUGCUGGCGUCAUCGGAGCGAGAAAGCCUCACUAUGAUAUUUGGGGCAACACUGUGAACGUGGCGUCCAGGAUGGAGAGCACAGGAAAAGUCGGUUGUAUCCAGGUCACAGAUGAAACUCGAAGGAUCCUCGAGCCGUUCGGGUUCGGUUUCGACAAACGCGGCCUCGUGUUCGUGAAGGGCAAGGGUCAGCUGUUGACCCACUACCUAGUGUCCAAAGACGGCGUCUCCUUGAAUCUGGACAGCGACCUGCCUGUCGAACCUACUCAUCCCAUCAUCUACCAGUAGGCUACUACUCGAAGGCUCUAAAUUUCAACGCAAACUCUUCCUUGCUAGCGAGGAAUAGUUUCUCUAUCUCGAAGAUCCUCGAGGAAACGAUUCGAGGGAUCGUCGCUGGAAAACGACGAGCGAGAUCUCCGAGUUCGAAUCGACGCCAGUCUCGUGGGGAUUUCGAACAAGUUCGAACGAUCUUAGGCAGCUCUAGGUGUGUUAGCCUUCUAGAGUUAAAGAGGAGAAACGGAUGGAAAAUGGAGGAUAGAAUGGGUCGACCUUGGGGAAUCGAGGAUCUCUGGAUCCAAGGAUCAAAAACAGAGCUGAAACGGCUUUGAUCGGUUCCGUCGAUUGAAAGAUCAUUUAGUUUCGAACGUUUGUCAUUUUUAAUAGAUUUUCUAUCGCUAUGAGGCUUCGGGCCGCGACUUUCGUUCAGUCCGUAAAUUUUUGACCGUUCAUCAAUCCGUUUACGAUCAACUCACUUGAAUCCUCCGAUGCAUCUUUCAAUGGGAGACUUAACCAUCUGGUAGAAUAAUUUCUCUUUCAAGGAGAAGCUCGCGCGAGCAGUACUGACGAAAAAUUUGCCUAACUCGAGGAACUCUUGAAACUGUGUUCAAACGAAGAGUCGUUGAAAAGAGUACCCAGCUCUGGUUGAACAAUCAACGUAGCCGAUUUAAGGAGAACGUUCAUCGAUGACAAAGAACAAGAUACAAAUCGAGGAAUAAUCAUGUUCACCGAAGAGAAUAUUGCGUUAUAGAGUGGAUGUCGGCAUGAAAGUGAUGAAAGCUUCAUGAUGUCUCAACUGUGAACGUCGUGAGUUGUUUUAGCUAAGAUCAGGUCUUUAAGGGAGUCCUAUGACAAGGAUGAACCAAAACGAAAUGGAGCUGUGAUGCAAAAAGAAGAGUCGACAGUAGGCUGACUUCGAGGAAUUGAUGAAGCAGGAGGCUGAAUUCAGAAGCUAUCGAAAAUUCAUCGAUCUGCUUUUACGAGCAUCCCUGAAUUACAGACGUUUUAUAUUGAUUAGAAAUUCUGCGCCGAUCUGAAGGUCGAUCUGAUUGCGAAACAGUUCGAAAAUGUCUAGAGCAAGCGUGACCAGAAUUUAGGAAGAUGAUAAAUGGGACGUUGAAGACUUUAGUGCAAAAACAGGUCUUCUCCAUCUUCGACCAUUUCCAAGCCUGAAUGUGUCCUACAAAUUAAAAAACUAAUUAUAGUUCAUUUCCUGAGAAAUGUUCAUUUUUUUUGUCGAUGAUCCAUUCUUGCACUGGGGUCUUCGAUUGAGAAACGAGGAAAAAAAAGAAACGUGUAGUUGACCCAUCGAUCGUUCACGUCACUCUAGAAUCGAUACGUAACUUAAGAAAGUGUCUAAAUCGUAAUCGUUGUGGUAGAUCGCUGAUCAUGACUCUAUUUUUCUAGAUCCUGCGACGAGCACGCUCGAUAUUAAUUAACGGACGAUCGAUUAGUGGUAGGCGAAGAAUCGUCGUUUUUCUCAAUGUUCAUUGAUACAUGGAAAAUAUUGUGCUUUAGGGAUUCGAGAAUUUUCCAAAUAUUAAGGAACACCCUGUGCAAUGCGUUUUCUCGAUCAUCGGUAUCGUCAACUGUGUACUUUCUUAAGAUCUCGCUCGAAUCAUCGUAACUGAAAAUUCUUCCUGAAAAGAUAACUGAAAAAGGGCUAGAAUUGCAACGAGGACUCAGUGGCCGAGCGUGUAGCGUUCUUGCUUGCAACGAAAGGGUUAAAAAAAAAGGGUCAAGUUCGCGGAUUUGAAUCCCAACUGGCUGAAAUUUUACUAAGCUCCCUUUUUCCUCUAAAACUAUACAAUUCAAUUAUCAUAACAACUCAAUUACGUCCUAACAUUCUUACGAAAGAAUCGAUUAUCCGACAUUUAAAAUUUCAAUUGUUGCAAUAACUGAAUCGUUGACUGAGACCGGUGCAGUAGUUGGAUCAUGAUGCAGUAUUGGGCAAAAUGCAAUCCACGAUUAAUGCUAUCAACUAUGAAAAUAAAAAAAUUGAAUACGAUUAGCUCUGCUACGAUUGCAGAUUAUACAAAUGUAGUUUACAAUUAAUCUGACAAUUGUAAGUGAGUAUCGCGAAGUGGAUCACUGCUCAACUCUGUGGUGUAAUUGCCGUAACAUCUGAGUCACAGAAGCGAUUAUUAUUGUAAUACGAAUUGCAAUUCAGUGUGUAGCUACUGUCGAAAAAAAAGUACUCUUCAACUAUCGAACAUGAAAGUAUGAAAUUGUGUAUUGUAAAUUUAGUAGAAACUCGACGAAUUUCGUCUUUCGUGGAACUCUCUAUUUCGUAGAAUCGCGAAAGGAAAUGACAAUUGCAACGAGACGAAACGCCAUUAUGGGAAACAUCGAAACUGUACACGAAAAGUUCCAUGGCAACUUUUGUCUGAAAGUCUGUCUACUGGCAAAAUACAAGAAUGGAACAUGGUAGAACCGAAUGUGUAUGUCAAGGAAUGUAUCCGCUUGAUUGAUUGGUAAAGAUGAACACAAAUGGGAACUGUAAUCUCAUAAUCUAGAAGAAUAUUUAGAAUAAAGUCUGUUAAAAAUACAAGCGCUGUUUCAAAAUUAAAAUCGAUAACCGAAUUUUAAUAGUUUUCAAUACAAUCUAUCCUCUGUGAUUUACAUACGAAGAAAGGUUAAUAAUUUAAUUUACAUGGUUUUAUAAUAAGUAUUGUACUACAGAAUGAAUUGAGAAAGUGCUUGCAUGUUUAACAAACUCGAUUCAAGUAAGAAUCAUUCCGAUCAGAACUUUGCUAUCUAUUACAUUUUGGUGUACUCGCUACGUUUGAACUAUGAAGUACGAAUGCAUAGCGAGGCCCAUUUCAUCGGGGCCGUCGACGAAAGAAUCUCUAUAGUUUUAAUUUAACUAUAUUUUUCUGCGAACAGAGUCGUCGAUUUAUAUUAGAAAAAUGUUUGAACGGGCGGAGGUUUCUUAGGAGCUUAGAUCCGAUUUACUUCUCGAAUGUACAAGGCAUUUCAUCAAGUUCCCAACAUUGCACGCUGUCAAAUGACUCUUGAGAUCGAAAUAGGACGAAUUGUGACAGUAAAAUUUCCUCGAAAGACUUCUCAUUUCAUAGUUAUU
This is a messenger RNA of Hylaeus anthracinus, 6863 nucleotides long. It is a transcript of the gene Ac3, whose product is annotated as adenylate cyclase type 3. Gene Ontology annotation, molecular function: adenylate cyclase activity. Gene Ontology annotation, biological process: intracellular signal transduction; adenylate cyclase-activating G protein-coupled receptor signaling pathway; cAMP biosynthetic process. The coding region runs from base 791 to 3793 and encodes 1000 amino acids. NCBI's taxonomy places the organism in Eukaryota, Metazoa, Arthropoda, Insecta, Hymenoptera, Colletidae. The transcript has 9 exons. The record is from RefSeq and is a predicted model, not a curated record.